Parasteatoda tepidariorum (common house spider) is the source of this 2980-nucleotide messenger RNA. It is a transcript of the gene Sec5, whose product is annotated as exocyst complex component secretory 5. The record is from RefSeq and is a predicted model, not a curated record. Gene Ontology annotation, cellular component: exocyst. Gene Ontology annotation, biological process: Golgi to plasma membrane transport; exocytosis. Lineage: Eukaryota; Metazoa; Arthropoda; Arachnida; Araneae; Theridiidae.
GCUUCUAUUAAAUGAUGCAGUCAAUUACCUAAACUCGUCUACUUCGUAAAAUGAUUAUCAAUCGAAUAAUUGAUGUAAAUAGAAAAUUGUUUGGUUCCGGUAUCCGCCUUGAAAUAUGGUUUAUUUUAAAAUACUUUAAGUGCCGAUAAAAUUCGAUAUGGAUCCACCUAAAGUUACAGGACUUUCUCCAAAGGAAGGAGAACCAGGAACUAAAGUAGUUUUAAGAGGAGAAAAUUUAGGAGUUUCUCAACGUGAUCUUUUAAGUCUGACCAUUUGUGGCAUAGAAUGUUUAAUGUAUGCAGAAUGGCAUUCACCUAGCAAAAUUGUUGCUCGGUGUGGAGCUGCUCGAGUUGCACAGUUUGGUGAUGUUAUAGUUACCACCAAAUCUGGUGGUAAAGGAACCUGCACAGUUCAAUUUAAAGUAUUAGUCAGAUGCAUUGGUCUUACUGAUGAAUCAGCUGUUUGGGUUGAUGAAUCAUGGUUUGGAAAGAACAGGCCAACUUCACCUUCUCAAUUAUACCCUGAUGAUCCUCUUCGUCUCUCAGAUGAAUCUAGCGUGGAGAGAUUUCCUGUUGAUGAUUUGCAAGAAAUAUUUCCAGAAGGGUCUGGCAACAUAUUGUCUCAUAACUUUGAACCAACUUGGUAUCUUUUAGAGAAUCAUCAUGGUGCUCGCUUUGACGAUUUAAAAACCGGACUUGCAUUCUUACGAAGAAAAGUUGAAACUCACGAUGAAGGUCCUUUGGCAUUUAUGAAAUCUAAUGUUAGCUCUGUUAUGUCCUGUUUAGAUGCUCUUGAUAAUUUAAAGUCUGGCUUAGAAAAAGAUGUUCAAGCUUUGGGUAAUAAUCUUGCUGUACCCGCAGAUCAGGCUAUACAAAAAGCAAAAGAGGAAGCUUUUGAUCUUUUUGAAGAAAUGUUAUCUCGUAAAGAAAAGGCUGACUCUACAAGAAACGCUUUGAGUGUUUUACAGAGGUUCAGAUUUCUAUUUAACUUGCCUGCCAACAUUGAGAAAAACAUCAGGAAGGGAGAUUAUGAGAUGGUAAUUAAUGACUAUGCUAGAGCUAAAUCCUUGUUUCAUGAUACAGAAGUUGCAGUGUUUAAAAAAGUUUAUUCAGAGGUGGAACAGAGAAUUGAACAUUUUCGAGCAAUGUUGCUAGAAAAAUUAAAGGACCAGCCUUCAACUGUUGAAGAGCAAAAGCGAUUAGUAAAAUUUUUAGUGAAUUUAGAGACGCCCAACGAUCCUGCUUGGCAGUGUGUCAUUCACACUAAGAUGUGGCUCCUGAAUGUUCUGAAUGAGUUGAAAGAUACUCACAUUACAUUAGCUUCCUCUCAUGAAAAGCGGGAAGCAGGAAAUAGUCUGUCUCAGCUGGAUAUGCCACAGUUAGUCAAAUUCAUAGUUGAAAUUACAGAAAGAUUUAGUGAGCACUUCCCAAAUUUGUGGAAACUUGGACAAGCAUAUCUUGGAGGGCAACUGCAUAUUAGAGAGAAUUCUGAUGCUUCUGAUAAAGUGGGUCUUCCAAAGAAUAUUCAAUUCAAAAAUAUGGUUCUGGAGGUAUCUCAGAAAGUGUGUUGCCUUAUCCGUAUGGGGAUUCUUCCUGAUAGCCUCCAUGCCCUCUCAGUGCAACAACUUCAAGCUUUGGGAUCUUGGCCUAAAACUGAAAAUCUCACUCCCUGGCUACCACAUUGCUUACGUUGCAUCAGGAAUUGCUACUCUGCUCUGUUAAAACUGGAAAUGCCAGAUGAUAUGCUCAACUCGAUUCAGAUGUUAAUAUUUGACUUGAAAGUGCAUGCAAUGAAAACUCUAUUCCAACAAGCUUCCCAUGAUAUUCAACAUUUGAAUGAACGUGAAACUUGGAUUGUUGAAAUUGAUGAUACAAAUGGAGGGACAACACAAUUGCCUUUGCUCUUUGAGAAUAGGGUUGUAGAAACACUGCAACUGGUGCGUGAAAAUGUACUACAACAUGGACCAAAAGAAAAUGAUAUAUUUCUUCAGUUAAAUGUUCAAGGAGCUGUGAAACAAUCUUCUCAAAGUAUGCUUCAAGCAUUUGCUAUUUCUUUGGAAAAAAUGGUGCAGGAAAUCAAGAGUAAAGAUGAUCGAUCUAGGUUACUUUUGCAGAGGUCAUUCAAUCAAAAUAUGUUUAUGGAUGAGGACAAUGAAGUUCCUUCUGAUGAUGCAAAAUGUCUUAUAAUAUUGAGCAAUUGUACUUAUACUGUAAAGAAUAUCAUUCCCAGAUUGCAGGAUAGUUUCAUUAAGUAUGGAUACCCUGACAUGCAACUAGUUAUAAAGAGCAGUAUUGCCCGCUUUCAAGAGGUUAUUUCUAAGCUAUUUGAGGCAUAUGUAGAGCGCAAAGCUGAUCCGAUUGUUGGGGCAAUAGAACCAAGAAUGUAUGCUAGCUGUUUUAGUUGGGAAUCAGAUUACAAGCCAACAGGUGUUAGUAUUUACAUUAAACAGACUAUUCUGGACAUGAGUGAAAUCCAUGCAGAGGUGUUUUCUGUUUCUCCUCCUUUUGUGAGUAAAGUCCUCACCAAAGUGGUUGAAGGUGUUGUGGAAGAACUAGCCAGAUUGUAUGAGUGUGCUGAAAGCUUUCAAGGAAAUGGUAACAUCCAAGCUACUCUCAACAUUCGAGCUCUGGAAGAUGUAAUGUCAGCAUACAAGACAAAUAGUACAAAUAAAUAUUUCAUGUCAUGCAGAGGAAAAUUGAAGCCAUUUCCAAACCCUAAAGAUGCCGAGUUGGUGAAUGAUUUGCUGAGAACUUUCAAAAAUCAGAUUUGGUUACAACUGCUGUGUUUCAAAGAGAAUCUUGUUAGUGUUUAAUAACAUUUUUGUACUGAUCGACUGUGAUGUCUUGUUAUUCUGAUUAUUAUGAGUUUAUUAGAUAUUUUUAUGACCAAAAAUGGAUGUCUAAAUUUAUGAUGUCAUGCUAUGCAUUUUGAAAAUAGCUAUAUAUCUAAUGUAAAUUAUUAAAGUUUAUUUAUUUACUUA